AGGAGGGCCCACAUCACCCCCUAUACAUACACCGCACAUGUUGCAGAGUAGCUCACACACAGCACCUGCGAAUUAAUCACUAGAAACCACCAGCUGAUCGACCAGCUUACUUAGUAAGAGAGUCAACCAAGUUCAGCUAACGAUGGCGUACAGAGUGCUGGAGGUCACCCUCCAGUCGGCCAAGGACCUGAAGAACGUGAACUUCAUGUCGCGCAUGGAGGUGUACGCUGUGGCGACCAUCUCCGGCGACCCAAUCACGCGCCAGUGCACCCCGCCGGACCCCUAUGGCGGCCGCUACCCGACCUGGAACGCCACGCUCCGCUUCGCCGUCCCGCCGACCGCCACAGCCGGCGGCAGCGGCUGCCUCCACAUCGUCCUCCGCACCGAGCGAUCCCGUGGCGACCGCGACAUCGGCGAGGUCAUCGUCCCGCUUGACGAGAUCCUCGCCGGCGCCGGCUACGACCUAGGCCCGCGCCCGCAGCAGUUCGCGGCUUACAAGGUCCGCACGGUGCACCGUGCCGAGACCCGCGGCGUGCUCUACCUGUCAUACCGCCUCGGCGCCGUCGUCGCGCCGCAGAAUCGGGUGGCACCGCACCGGCUGGAGACGAGAGCCGCCGCCGACGAGCCGGUCGUCGCGUACCCGGCGAUGCUGCCGUACGGUCAGCAGUCGUACGAUUACAUGCCGGUCCUGGCGCUGAUGCCGCCGGUUCCACGAGCUUCCGGGCGACUGUCCAUGGAGCCAGCGUCUCCGAAGGCUUCCGGUGGGCAUAUGGCCUUGUCGCCGUCGUCAUCACAGGCUCGUGAUGGGCAUACGUCUCUGCCGCCGCCGCUUCCAAAAGCAUAUGGGCACCUGUCCAUGCCGCCGCCACCGGCGUCGAUACAAACUUCUGGGCACGCGACGCCUCAAAAAUCAGCCGGGUACGCAGCCACCUCGCCGUGGACGACCGCGAGAAAUAACGGCAAUGCGGAUUUUGGUAGGGAGCUCAGUACCGGGCUGGUCGGCGGCGCGACAGGCGGUAUGAUGGCCGGCGACAUGAUGUCUGAGGCCGCGGCCUAUAACGCCGGAUACAGGGCAGGGCUGGCCGGCGAAUGGGGCAGGCCCGCCGUGUACUAGCUAGCCUAGAAUGUUCUCGUGUUGUACGCCGUCCGUACUAGGUGUGCUGCAUAAACUAAGUUGAUUUUAUUUACCUGCAAAAUAGUGAAUCUAAAAUUUACCUGCAAA
Molecule: messenger RNA, 1222 nt
Organism: Lolium perenne
Lineage: Eukaryota; Viridiplantae; Streptophyta; Magnoliopsida; Poales; Poaceae
Product: protein SRC2-like
Biological process (GO): defense response
Source: RefSeq, a predicted model, not a curated record